Messenger RNA from Tribolium madens (black flour beetle), 1272 nucleotides. RefSeq names its product ras-related protein Rab-21 (gene Rab21). Gene Ontology annotation, biological process: Rab protein signal transduction. Gene Ontology annotation, molecular function: GTP binding; GTPase activity. The record is from RefSeq and is a predicted model, not a curated record. Bases 478 to 1125 code for a protein of 215 amino acids. Lineage: Eukaryota; Metazoa; Arthropoda; Insecta; Coleoptera; Tenebrionidae. The transcript is spliced from 3 exons.
GUAAACACAUAUUAAAUCAAUUUGAUUCUUUAGCGGAUCAAUGUGAACCGAAAGUUUGGCCCAAAAAUGAUUAUUUACGACUAACCAAGUGUGAAAAAAAUGUGAUUUUUGCCAGAAAUUUGCCAAAUUUUGAAAUCCCUCUAGCGGCGCUUUGGGGAAUCAAUUUCGACAGGUACGCAAGUCACGCCUACAUAAAGAACGAUCAGCUGAUUGUGAAAAUGUAAUCGAAAAUAUUUUUGAUUUGUGAAUUAUUGUGAUUGUGCUGAAAAGUCUAACAGUUGUUUAGAUAUUUUUACCCAUUUUUGGAACAACAGUUUAAAUUUAAACAACGAACUGUUUUCAUAACCCUUCUUCGUGAAUUUCCACUCGAAGCAAAUUAUCGAAUUUAAGCCUUUGUACAAUCAUAUUUAAUGACGCAUUGAAGUGACUACGAGUUUUUGCGUUGGUCGGCACUAAAUUAACCCAAAAUUGGUAAUUAUGGCCAACACUAGUGGGGCUUCCCACAAUUUUAAAGUUGUCUUAUUGGGCGAGGGUUGUGUGGGGAAAACUAGCUUGGUACUUAGAUAUGUUGAGGACAAAUUCAACACAAAUCAUGUAACCACAGUCCAGGCUUCUUUUCUCAACAAAAAACUGAAUAUAGACAGUAAACGCAUAAACCUAGCGAUUUGGGACACUGCAGGUCAAGAGAAAUUCCACGCAUUGGGUCCGAUUUAUUACAGAUCAUCAAACGGUGCAGUGUUGGUGUACGAUAUCACUGACGAAGAUUCGUUUCAGAAAGUCAAAAGUUGGGUAAAAGAAUUGAGGAAGAUGUUGGGGGCUGAGAUAUGUCUAGUGAUUGCAGGAAAUAAGACUGAUCUUGAGAAAAACAGGAAUGUUAGUUUAGAAGAUGCGGAAGCUUACGCGAGUAAAGUUGGAGCGAUACAUUUCCAGACGUCGGCGAAGUUAAAUAAAGGUGUAGAAGAGAUGUUCCUGACUCUUACUCAAAAAAUGUUGGAGACUGUUGAGGAGAAAGAAGCGCAAAAUGCGCCCUUGUCUAGGCAGAAUUCGCAGAGACGCAACGUGGUUGUUGUUGACGAUGAUCAAGUUCCUCCACCACCCACAAGGCAAUGUUGUGGAAAUUCGUAAAUUAUUUUCGUUACUUUUUGUAUAUAUUUUCAUUUUAAGUCAAAAAGAGACACUUCCUGUUUCAUGUAACGAGAUUCAAGGUUGUAAUUUUAAUUUUUGGAGUUUCCAAAAAAUGCUUUAUAAAAAUAAACCCAAAUGUGUACAGAA